AUGUUUUCAGCUGGGUUUUUUCAAGUGGGUGAAAAUGCAUAUUCCUUUGCAAUAUGGUUCACAGAGCCAUCCCCAACUCACAACCUCACCGUGGUUUGGAUGUCAAACCGUGACCAGCCGGUCAACGGUAGGGGCUCCAAGCUCAUCUUGCAAAAUAAUGGUAAUCUUAUUCUAACAGAUGCUGGCAAAUCCACCAUCUGGUCUUCCAACACUAUUUCCAAUUCAUUCACCAAAUUACUUCUUCAUGACAAUGGCAAUCUUGUCCUCCUCACUCUGCAAGGUCUUGCCUUAAACACAAAGCUUAUCUCUUCAAGAAGCCUCACCAACUAUUCCUCUGGCUUCUACUCUUUUUCUUUCGACAAUGAAAACACUCUCCGCCUUCUCUACAAUAGCCCCGAGCUUUCGAGCAUUUACUGGCCUGACCCUUGGCGUGCAAGCAGGGAAGUUGGGAGGUCCACAUACAACAACUCUAGAAUUGCCAUGUUUGAUCAUUUGGGCAGUCUAAGUGCAUCGGACAAUUUUAGCAUUUCGUCAGCGGAUUAUGGUGCAAAGUUGCAGAGAAUACUAAAGAUGGAUGCUGAUGGUAAUGUCCGAUUAUACAGCCGAGCACAGCAAGGAGGUACAUGGGUUGUUUCAUGGCAAGCCAUUUCGGAACAACGCAGAAUUCAUGGAAUUUGCGGGGCUAAUAGUUUGUGCAGCCAUGUCCCUAGUUUGGGUAGGAAAUGCUCGUGUCUUCCAGGAUAUGAGAUGAGGAACAAAAUUGAUUGGUCUUAUGGGUGUCAACCUCAACCUGCAGGUGAUCAUUUCAAUCUGUCCUGGUCCUGCAACAAUAGUACUGCUGCUCCGGAUGCGUUCGGUUUUAUGCAUCUUCCUCAUGUUGAAUUCUAUGGCUAUGAUUUCGGCUCAAUUGGAAAAUGGACGCCGCACACGCCUGGUUUUGAUGGAGACUUCUACUUGAAACUACCCAAAUCCAUCCUUUCCUCCUAUAAUGCUUCAGCUGAAGAAUCCAAUUAUGUGUGCUCAGACAAACUCACAAGAUCACUUGACAGAACGUACGAAAAAAGUGGUCCAAAUGGUUCUGUUAAGUUUAUGCUUAAAUUUGCAUAUGCGGUGGGAGUAGCUGAGAUUGUUUGUGUCUUUCUUGUUUGGUAUUUUAUGAGUAGAAGAACUGGCCGAGAAGAUUCAGAUGUGGUUAUGCAAGGAUACCAUCAUGCUGCAACUGGAUUUAGAAGAUUUAGUUACUCGGAGUUGAAAAGGCCACACGAGGCGGAAGCAGAGUUCCUUGCAGAAGUGAGCCUCAUAGGGAAGUUGUACCACAUGAAUUUGAUAGAGAUGUGGGGAUAUUGUGUGGAAGAAAAGCAAAGGCUCUUGGUGUAUGAGUAUAUGGAGCAUGGUUCCUUGGCAGAAAAGUUAUCUUCCAAUGUGCUUGAUUGGAAGCAAAAGUUUGAAAUUGCUGUGGGGACAGCGAAAGGUCUGGCUUAUUUACAUGAAGAAUGCUUGGAAUGGGUUUUGCACUGUGAUGUAAAGCCUCAGAACAUACUUCUAGACUCUAAUUAUAAUCCAAAGGUUGCAGAUUUUGGACUUUCCAAGCUACUAAACAGAGGUGAGCAGAGCAAUUUGAGAUUUUCAAGGAUCAGGGGAACCAGAGGUUACAUAGCGCCGGAGUGGGUUCAGAAUAUGCGCAUCACUUCCAAAGUGGAUGUUUACAGCUAUGGGAUUGUGGUGUUGGAGAUGCUGACUGGAAAGAGCCCAGCUGAAAUUGUUCAAGCAAUAGAAGAUGGAGAGGAGACACAUGAAAAGAUGAUGGUUACAUGGGUGAGGGAGAAGAUGAAUGGAGCAUUUGCAAAUGCAGAGAGCCAAAUGGGAGAUGAUUAUGACCAAGGUAGAUUUGAAAUUCUUGUUAAAGUGGCUCUUCAAUGCUUAGAGGAAGACAAAGAUGCAAGACCCACAAUGAGUCAAGUUGUUGAGAUGCUUCUACGUCAUGAAAACAAUUGA
Messenger RNA from Prunus armeniaca (apricot), 1995 nucleotides. NCBI's taxonomy places the organism in Eukaryota, Viridiplantae, Streptophyta, Magnoliopsida, Rosales, Rosaceae. The record is from the annotation of a GenBank genome assembly.